AUGGUCAGCGGAGACAAGCCAGGCCUCACCGCGCUGCCCAUUGAAGUGGAGGUCGAGCUCGAAAGAGCCAGGAGGUUGGGUGACCGCUUUGCUGGGAGCUGCACGGAGGACUCCGAGCUGGCGCGGGAGCAGCGGGCCAGGCGCUUCAGUGCCGAGUUCCUGAAAGUGCCUGUGCUGGCUCACGGCCUCAAGAAUGGCGAUGAAAUCGCCAAGUUGGAGGCGAGCCUCGAACUCACCAGGCAGACGCAGCUCCAUGAAUUCUUGUCGGCAGACCCUGCGCAGGAGGGGCCGAGCCGCACGGCUCAGCUCGAGAAGGCGCUGCGAGAGAGCUUGGAGGACAUCUCUGUCAAGUCGAUCCUCGACUUUCGAAUCUCUGGCACUGGCGUUCCUGCAGCGGAGGCGACCGCCACCGCCGCAGUGUGCGCCAUCGCCAACAUCGAUGAGACGGCGCCUGCGUUGUCCAUCCACGCCCUGGACCCUGAAAGGCCCUGGGCAGAUUCCCUGGAGGUCUUGAGCAAGCCAGGGCAUUUCAUCAACACUCUCCGGCGCUUCCCGCAGGCUUCUGCUAAAGGCGCUGUCCCAGAGGAAAACAUCGUCGCAGCACGGCACUUUUUGCAGAUGGCACAAAGCCAUCGCGAUGCGGGCCACCCUGCUUUGAACAGCUUGGCCCGCUGGCUGACUGCAGCCGUGGAACUCUGGGAGGCGCAGCACUUGGAGGAACCCCGGAAAGCCCCCGCGGCGCCCAAAGCUGCGACGCGUGUGCAUGUUGUAAGCCACAAGCCCCACGACUUCCGACCGCUGCAACGCAACGAGGCAUCUUCCAAGGCGAUGCCGCUGCAGGUGAUCGAGCGCGAGGAUCCUGCCUGGUGGUGGUGGAUGAGACUUCUGCUUGUGGCAGGGUACUUUCUGGUGGCCUUCUGGAAGGCCUGUCGCUACGCGAGGUCCAUCGAGUUCUGGGACCGCGUGGGCGAUGUUCGCAAGAGCUUUCAGCGGAAGUGGCUGAAGAAGCAGCUUACAGCUGUGCUGCCGGAACUCAGCGACAACGAGUGCGAGGACAGCGAAAGGUGCCCGGAUCCCCAAAUCUCCGAGAGGCACAAGAGCUACAAGAUGCAGUUGGACGGGAUCGAGUCCAUCAUAGCCUACGAAUCCCUCACACAGGUCAUUGCGCCUUUUUGCGUCUUCACGGUGCUCCUCUCUCUGCUGAGACAUGAGCACAUGAGCCUUCUCUAUGGGGACACCAAUGUGGUACCCAUGGUCGUCACCGGCCUACUAUGGGCCCGAGGCCUUCCGCCGACACCGAAGCUUCGGCUUUUAAUUUGGCUGCUCCUGGCAGCAUGGUUCGGCUACAACACCGUGCGGCACCUCGUUGAUCGAAACUGGCUCUACUUUCUGGAAGAGGUGUGGUUGAACCAUAUGGUCUUUGUGACGAUGAUGUCCAUGGCUUUGGGCUUGCCCCGCGGGCUCAUAGUUGCCAACAUGAUCCUUCACACGGCUUUCUUCUUGUCUUUGAGCUUCUCCAACGACAAAAGCGAGAGCAGUGUCUCCCCGUCGAUGCAGGUCCUCCUGGUGUCGAUCAUGAUGCUCUGCAUGCACUACAGUGCUGUUUUGUCCAACAUCGUGUCGAGCAAAGCGAACGUGGAGUAUGCCCUGGUUCAAGCCGAGUUUACCCGGGUGAAAACCGAAAAGCGGGCCCUGGACUUGGAGGAGGAGAAAGCGCGGCGAGAUAAAGAGCUUGCCGAGGCACAGGCGAAAGAAGCCUUGGCGCAGGCGCGAGCGGCCGAAGAGGGACGACGCGCUGUGGAGGCAAAUGCCAAGGCCAUUGAGAAGAUGCACGACGCUUUGCGGGAUCUUCUCUCCCUGCUCUGUGGUGCUGUUGUCGAGAUCGACAGCGAAAUGAGGCUGCAGGAUCCUGGAAAGCUCGGCUCCGUGCUGUUCCAGAAUGAGAAGUUGGACCUAUCACGCCGAAAUUUGACCGAGUUCCUCUCGAAGGAAGAUGUUGCGCGCUUCGAGAAGUGGGUGGGGACGAGAGAGAUGCACGAGAACCCGAUCUCAGUUACGAUGGUGGGCUCCUACUCCAUUCGAAUUCGAAUGACGAUCUACGUUGCCGCCAUCGACCACCCCGGGGAUGUGACCACCUACGUCCUUGGCAUCACGGAGUCCGAGGACCUCGAGCAUGAGGUGCAUGUGACUCCGCCACCAGCACCGCCACCAACGCAGGACCUGCCAGUGUUCGCGACUGGGAGGCAUGAGCAGGAGCUUCCUAGUGUGCUGGAGUCCGUCACGGAGACUCCUACUCCCAAAGCAGAAGGCCUAGGCGUCAGAAGGGACUACGAUCCGAUCCAAGCGAUGGAUAAAGAGGAGCGGAUGCAGUCGUUGCUGCCCUUGCUCUGGUCUUGGCCUCUUCCGGAAUCUCGGAGAGGAGGCUGCUGCGAGACGCACUCCCUUAUCGCAGAGGCAGAGGAGCUUCUUGCAGAGCUCCGACAGAUUGACUGCCGAGAUGCACCACGCUGUUUGGUGUGGCAGUGUCCAACUUGUAAGCUUAAAGGCGUGCCACAAGAUCGACAUCACUACGAUGCUGAGCAGCACGUUUGCGCACGCUGCGCCGCCUGGGAGAUGUUGUUCUGA
Symbiodinium sp. CCMP2592 is the source of this 2625-nucleotide messenger RNA. The record is from the annotation of a GenBank genome assembly. NCBI's taxonomy places the organism in Eukaryota, Dinophyceae, Suessiales, Symbiodiniaceae.